UAAUUUUAAAUAUUAAUCAUAAAUAACAUUAUUUAAAUGGAAAUUAUUCGACAUACUCAAAAACUGAGUUAUAUAAUUUUACCAACAUUUUUGAAUUCAGUCUCUUUUCAUAUAAAAUAUGUACAUUCAAAUUCAACAAUGCCAAUUGUAACACAAGAAACAAUAAAGAAAAUAGAACAAUUAUCUUUACUCAAUCUUGAUAAAGAUUAUAGCACUUCUGUUUUGAAAGCUGCAAUUAUUUUUACAGAACAUUUACGCAAUACAAAGAUUGAUAAUGAAAUCAAACCUAUGUACAGUCCACUUGAAGAAAAAUCAAUUCUUUUACGAAAUGAUAAUAUAGAAAAUAAUAUAUCUAAACAAGAAAUUUUAAAGAAUGCUGCUAUUUUAGAAGAAGAAUAUUUUAUAACACCAUUGCAAAUUAUUUCAAAAACACAAUGA
Molecule: messenger RNA, 438 nt
Organism: Apis laboriosa (Himalayan honeybee)
Lineage: Eukaryota; Metazoa; Arthropoda; Insecta; Hymenoptera; Apidae
Gene: GatC
Product: glutamyl-tRNA(Gln) amidotransferase subunit C, mitochondrial
Exons: 1
Coding region: 37-438 (133 amino acids)
Biological process (GO): regulation of translational fidelity; glutaminyl-tRNAGln biosynthesis via transamidation
Molecular function (GO): glutaminyl-tRNA synthase (glutamine-hydrolyzing) activity
Source: RefSeq, a predicted model, not a curated record